Messenger RNA from Telopea speciosissima, 5238 nucleotides. RefSeq names its product endoribonuclease Dicer homolog 3a. Gene Ontology annotation, cellular component: cytoplasm; nucleus. NCBI's taxonomy places the organism in Eukaryota, Viridiplantae, Streptophyta, Magnoliopsida, Proteales, Proteaceae. The record is from RefSeq and is a predicted model, not a curated record. Gene Ontology annotation, biological process: siRNA processing. The transcript has 28 exons. Gene Ontology annotation, molecular function: ribonuclease III activity; RNA binding; protein binding. The coding region runs from base 93 to 5135 and encodes 1680 amino acids.
CGCUUUAGGCGUUGCAGUUGCAGAGGGAGAGAGAGAGAGAGAGAGAGAGAGAGAGAGAGAGGGUUCCCCAUUAAUAUCUUUGCUGUUCAACCAUGGCUUCGUCUACAGAGCUUAAUCCUCUGAAGCGAAGUUUCGAACAACUCACAGAGUCGGAGUCAAAGAUGUCGCCUGGUGAUGAAUGUGAAGUUACAGAAGCGAAUGGACUGAUUCCGAAGGAAUUCAAUGCAAGGAGUUACCAAAAAAAGGUUUUCCAAGUCGCUCUUCGGAAAAAUACGAUCGCUAUGUUGGAAACUGGUGCAGGGAAAACAAUGAUCGCUGUGAUGCUCAUAAAAGAAAUAGGGCAAGCAAUGAAGAUGAAUGCAGAAAAAAAGUUGAUUAUAUUUCUGGCACCAACUGUUCAUCUUGUGAAUCAGCAAUUUGAAGUCAUUAAGAUUCAUACGAAUCUCAAAGUGGAAGAGUAUUAUGGCGCUAAAAAAAUUGAUGAAUGGAGUGCUGAAAGUUGGGAGAAAGAAAUAAGAGAUCAAGAUGUAAUGGUUAUGACACCCCAAAUUUUAUUGGAUGCUUUGAGGAAGGCAUUCAUGACUAUAGAAAUGGUAUGCUUAAUGAUAUUUGAUGAAAGCCAUCGUGCUAUAGGAAAUCAUCCAUAUACAAAAAUAAUGAAGGAAUUUUAUCACAAAUCUGGAAACAAGCCAAAAAUCUUUGGAAUGACCGCAUCCCCUGUAGUUAGAAAAGGUGUAUCAUCAAGCAUGGAUUGUGAGGAUCAAAUUUCAGAACUCGAAUGCAUCUUAGAUUCGAAGAUUUGUACCAUAGAGGACAAAGCUGAACUGGAAUUAUAUGUUCCCUCUGCAAAAGAAAUCACUAGAUAUUAUGACCCCAUUAGCUUUCGUUGUGAGGAUUUAAAGGCAAAGUUGAAUUCUUCAUUGUCUAAGUCUGAUGCUUUGUUGGUUGAGAUGCAAGGGAAAUUGCCUAGUCAAUUCAAAGACACUGAUGAGAUAUAUAAGAAAUUGAGAAAACGUUUAUCCAAUCACCAUUCAAAGAUUCUACAUUGUCUGGAUGAUCUUGGCCUUAUAUGUGCUCAUGAGGCUGCGAAAGUAUGUUUGGAAAAUGUACCUAUAUUAGGCACUACGGAGGAGGAACUUUAUAGAGCUAGUUUUCUGCAGUGUAAAUAUUUUCUUGAAGAAGUGCUACGUAUAAUUGAAGAGUGUUUGCCAUCUGACUAUGAAAAAUUUCUAGAUGUUGGGACUCUUGGUCUAGAGGCCCUUGAAAUGGGUUUUAUAUCUCCAAAGUUAUAUGAACUGAUCCAAAUAUUUCAAUCUUUGGGGGGGACUAGGCAAAUUUUAUGCCUCAUUUUUGUUGAAAGAAUUAUCACAGCUAAAGUAAUUGAAAGAUUUAUUAAGAAGCUUAAUUAUUUAUCUCAUUUUUCCGUUUCAUAUUUAACUGGUGGGAGUUCAUCAGUUGAUGCACUAACACCAAAAAUGCAAAAGAAAACUCUGGAUUCAUUUCGCCGUGGCGAGGUUAACCUAUUGUUCGCUACUAAUGUGGCUGAAGAGGGAAUUGAUGUGCCAAACUGCUCCUCUAUAAUACGCUUUGACUUGCCAAAGACAGUUCGUAGUUAUGUCCAAUCACGAGGACGAGCUCGCCAACCUGAUUCUCAAUAUGUGACUAUGCUUGAAAGGGGAAACAUAAAGCAACGGGAUCUAUUAUUUGAAAUUAUCAGAAGUGACCGUUCUGUGACGGAUACCACUUUGAAUAGAGACCCCAAUGCAUGCAUUUCUAGAGUGUGUUGCGUUGAUGAAACAAGUGCAUAUGUUGUGGAGUCAACUGGAGCAUCAGUUACAGCAGAUUCCAGUAUUGGUCUAAUCUACAGAUACUGUGAAAAGCUCCCUGGAGACAAGUAUUACACUCCAAAGCCAAAUUUUCAAUUCUCAUUGUCUGGAGGAUCUUAUGAGUAUACAUUAUCUUUACCUCCUAAUGCGGCGUUUCAAAAAGUAGUUGGCCCUGCAAACAGAAAUUCUCAUAUAUCAAAACAGCUUGUGUGCUUGGAGGCCUGUAAGAAAUUACAUCAAAUGGGGGCCCUUGAUGAUCAUCUUCUCCCUUAUAUUGAAGAUCCUUCAAGAGAUGCUGUUAUUGAAAGAACUGAGGAAUCUGCUUCAGGAGCGGGAACGACAAAGAGGAAGGAAUUACAUGGAAGUGCCAGGGUCCGUGCAUUAUCUGGAACAUGGGGAGGCAAACCUGAUGGUGUUAUAUUACAGGCAUAUAAAGUAAAUUUCUCCUGUAAUCUUGUUGGAGAGUUCUACUCUGGAUUUGUCCUUUUAAUUGACUCAAAACUUGAUGACGAAGUAGCAAAUGCAGAAGUGGAACUUUACUUGAUCCCUGACAAGUUGGUCAAGUCAUCUGUUUUCCCAUGUGGGGAAGUCCAUUUGGAUGCAGAGCAGGUGAAGAAGUCGAUGUGUUUCCAGGGAUUUUUCUUUAAUGGAUUAUUUUUAACUUCUAAGAAACGAAAAGAAUAUCUAAUCAAGACAGAAAACAAAUCCUUGUGGUGCAGUUCGAACAUGUAUCUGCUUUUACCACUUGAGCUUCCAGACCCUGCAAGUCAUGAAUCUGUGAGAAUUAACUGGAGGGCCAUUGAUGGAUGUGCUUCAGUGGUUAACUUUUUGAAGGAAAAAUCAAAUUUCAGUGCUGAUCACUCUUUCAUCAGUGAAAAAGGGGAUUCAUUAUUUUCUAGCACUAGUUUGUCUGACACAGAAUGCAAGAGCUCUGAAGUUGUUCACUUGGCUAAUGUUUCUGUUAAUUUUAAUGAUUUGGUAAAUAUGGUGGUAGUGGCCGUUCAUACUGGGAGAAUUUAUUCUGUUCUUGAUGUGAUGAUUGGUACAUCUGCUGAGAGUCCAUUUGAUUUGACUUCUGAUGCAGUCCCAUCAAAUUAUUCCUCUUUCAGAGAAUACUUCAAUAAGAAAUAUGGCAUUUUACUGAUGCAUCCAGGUCAGCCUCUGUUGCUGUUAAAGCAAAGCCACAAUGCACACAACCUUCUUCUUGCAAAGCCAAAUGAAGGUGGUUCCCUAUGUAAGGAGACCCCUGAAGCUGGUGGGGUUGUUGAAAAGCCACAAAAUCAUGUCCACAUGCCUCCAGAGCUUCUAGUUAGCAUUGGUGUAUCAAUUAAUGUUUUGAAAACAUUUUACUUGUUGCCUUCUUUGAUGCACCGUUUGGAGUCCCUAAUGCUGGCCUGUCAGCUCAGAGAAGAAAUCGCUUGUCACCCAAAUGACAGCCCUAUAUCAAGCUCUCUGAUCCUGGAAGCACUUACAACACUUAGAUGUUGUGAAAAGUUUUCUCUUGAGCGUUUGGAAUUGUUAGGUGACUCAGUAUUGAAAUAUGCUGUGAGCUGCCAUCUCUUUCUUAGAUAUCCCAAGAAACAUGAAGGGCAAUUGUCUGCCCGUAGGUCCUGGGCUGUUUGCAACUCAACACUACAUAAAUUGGGAACAAAUCGCAAAAUACAGGGUUAUAUACGGGACAGUGCAUUUGAUCCACGUCGUUGGGUUGCUCCAGGACAGCUUACUUCCCAUCCUGUUUGUUGUAAAUGUCUGGUGGAUACUAAUGAAGUGCCUCUUGGAAGAAAAUUUAUAACUGAAGAUACUUCUGUGGUUGUUGGAAAGAUUUGUGAUAAAGGUCAUAGGUGGAUGUGCUCUAAGACUAUAGCAGAUUGUGUCGAAGCACUGAUAGGAGCUUAUUAUGUUGGUGGUGGAUUGAGUGCUGCCCUAUUAAUAAUGAAAUGGUUUGGUAUAGAUGUUGAGUUUGAGCCCAGAUUGAUAGAAGAAGCCAUUAAUAGCGCAUCUGUCUGGAGUUACACCCCUAAUGUUAAUGAACUAGAGAUGCUGGAGUCAAAGCUUGGCUAUAGGUUUUCUGUGAAGGGUCUUCUGUUGGAGGCUAUAACACAUGCUUCUCUUCAAGAAUUAGGUGUUGGGUACUGUUAUCAGAGGCUUGAAUAUUUGGGCGACUCUGUAUUGGACCUGCUUAUUACUUGGUAUCUCUAUCAAAAUCACACAGAAAUUGAUCCAGGGGAGUUGACUGACUUGCGAUCAGCAUCUGUUAAUAAUGAAAACUUUGCUCGAGUUGCCGUGAAACACAACCUUCAACAGCAUCUUCAGCAUGGCUCAGGGGUGCUUUUAGGACAAAUAACAGAAUAUGUGAAAUCUGUUUCACAGACUCAUGAUAACACUAGGUCUCUUCAAGGCACAAAAGGCCCCAAAGUUCUCGGGGACAUGGUGGAAAGUAUUGCAGGAGCAAUACUAAUCGAUACAAAACUUAACCUUGAUGAAGUUUGGAGAAUUUUCAGACCUUUACUUUCACCUAUUGUGACACCUGACAAACUUGAGUUGCCUCCCCUGCGUCAACUACAUGAAUUAUGUGAUCAUCUUGGAUACUUCAUAAAAGAGAUGUGUGUAACUAAGGGAGACGUGGUUCAUGCUGAACUUCGUUUACAACUGAAAGAUGUCCUUUUGAAAGGUGAGGGAUGUGAGAGGAAUAGAAAAGCAGCAAAAGGGCGAGCAGCACUUCAUUUGUUGAAAGACCUAGAGCAGGAAAGAGGUGUUUCACAUUCACUUUAUGUUUCUAAGCAGAAGAAACUGGAACCUGCUGAUGGUUCAUCUUUCAUGGACAUGGCUGUUUACCACCAUCUUCAACCAAAUGAUGAGGCAGUUGUGGGACCAGUCACUCAUAAAAAACUAAAGACAAUUGAAGACAUGCUGCCUGUGGAGCCACCUGCGAAUAAUUCCCUUUUGGAGGAUGGUUUUGAGAAAGUCUGUGACCCCAAGCUUGCUUCUCCAGUAAGUGUAUCAAUUAACUUGCAGAAAGGAGGCCCUCGAUCCUCCCUCUAUCAGCUCUGUAGAAUGUUACAAUGGCCAAUGCCUACUUUCCAUUCGGUGGAACACAAGUCGAGAGUGCCAAUUGAAUUUGGUGAAGGUUCCGAAAGACGCACGGGUUUCAGCAGUUUUAUAUCAAAAAUUUCCUUGCACAUUCCAAAUAAUGGUGUUAUUGAAUUAACGGGAGAUCAGAAAGCUGAUAAGAAGAGUUCAUUUGACUCUGCAGCACUCCUCAUGCUUUAUGAGCUUGGAAGACAGGGGAGAUGUGUGAUUGGGGAUUAGUUGACAGGAUUUGAUAUAAUUUAAGCACAUUAUUACUUGUGCAAUAUACAGGAAGAACCCCAGAAUGGCAGUUUUUCUUGUUGUUCCAUUAUCUUAAAACAGU